Zingiber officinale is the source of this 3052-nucleotide messenger RNA. Its product is annotated as U-box domain-containing protein 4-like. Gene Ontology annotation, cellular component: cytoplasm; nucleus. Gene Ontology annotation, molecular function: ubiquitin-protein transferase activity; protein binding. Gene Ontology annotation, biological process: protein ubiquitination. The coding region runs from base 424 to 2856 and encodes 810 amino acids. The record is from RefSeq and is a predicted model, not a curated record. NCBI's taxonomy places the organism in Eukaryota, Viridiplantae, Streptophyta, Magnoliopsida, Zingiberales, Zingiberaceae. The transcript has 6 exons.
GACAGCAUACAGGAAAGGCAAGGGCGUUCUUCCCGGGACCACGAUUGUCUGGUGCUUCUUGCGCACAAAAAACUGAUCGUUCGCUACGUGCGCGACUGAUAACAGCUAAUCCUCGCAGGUUUCAGGGAGUUUUCUUUAGCUUAAAUUUGUGAGGAAUAUCUCUUUUCUACAAUUUUGCGCAACGAUUUCUUAAUUUUGCGCGCCGCUCGCCUGGAAGAUUUAGAGGAAGAGCGAGGGAGUUGGAUUCGCAGUGGGCGAGGAGAUCUUGUUAGGGUUUCGAACGGGGUCGCAGAGGCGCCCAGCUGCCGUGCCAACCUCGAUGAGCAGAUCGAGCAGCUCAUGCGGCGCAGACCACUGUCGGAACAGGAGGAGAGGAAGACAGAAGGGAAACCAGUGAUUUGACAGAGAAAGGACAUAGAUACAAUGGAGCCACCAUUGUCAGAGGCACUACUAUAUAGUGUGACUGAGUUUGGCUUUGUAUCUUCCAGCAGCAAUGUACAACUUGAAUUACUUCAGAGAUACUGUCAAAAAAUCAAUCACAUCCUUGAGAAUUUUAAACCAGUAUGUGAUGAAAUUGUUGCUUCCGGUAUAUCAUUGGAUGUGAAACUAGUCAAAGUGUUGGAUGAACUUGAAGCUGCAAUUAAUAAAGCAAGGGAACUUAUCCUUAGUUGGCAUCCAUUGAUGAGUAAAAUUUAUUUUGUUUUGCAGAUAGAAACCAUUGUUACAAAGAUUUAUUCUUCUACACAUGAAAUAUGUCAACUGGUUACUUCUGUGCUUCUGUCUCCUGAAGAUAGUAUGGCUGUAAAAUGCAUGGAGGAAAUUCAGUUCUUGGAUGAGAAACAAAUAUCGGUUGCUAUUGAAAAAGCAAUUAGAGAUCAGUCAGACAAUGGUUUCCCCAGUUCCGAGUAUUUAAAUAUAAUUUCAAGCUCUCUGAGCUUGUUGUCUAAUGAAGAAUUGCUGUUGGAGGUUGUCACACUUGAGAAGCUCAAAGUGAAGCUCGGUUGCAACCAUAAUACCCUACUAGAAAUAGAGGACAUUGAUAACAUCAUUGCUCUUUUCACUUAUAUGCAUGAUUGCUAUACUAAGAUCCAUCAGGUGCGCACUGUCAAUGGUGUUUCUGUUCCUGCUGACUUCUGCUGCCCACUUUCUCUAAAUCUGAUGUCUGAUCCUGUCAUUGUAGAAUCCGGUCAAACUUAUGAGCGUGCUUUCAUACAAAAAUGGCUUGAUCAGGGCAUUGAUGUUUGUCCUAGAACACGUCAAACACUUAGGCAUUCAAAUUUGAUCCCAAAUUUCACCGUUAAGGCACUAAUUGCAAACUGGUGUGAAUCAAAUGAGAUUAGGCUUCCUGAUCCACUGAAUUCCACAAGUUCAAAUUUUCCUUCAUUCCUAGAACUUACAGAUGUGAGUGAUAAUGAUCUUGUCUCUCAUGCUGGUCACGCGAUGAAUACUAACCUUCCAAGAGCUCUUGAAUCUUAUGGUAAAGCAUCUUCACAGAAGGAUUCACAUCCAUCAAAUGGUUUGACAUCUCAGGAGACUUAUGUUAGUGAAAAAUCUGUAUUGUCCCCGCAUGUUUCCUCCAAUUUAGCCACUCUGCAAAUUACCAAUGGAUUGGAGACAAACCAUUCAGGAUUGCCAUUAGCAACAAUUGACUCCAAUCAGGAGUCUGGUGUGGAACUAAGGAAUGCACGUUCUGGCAGCCAAAUUGUUGACCAAUCAAAACUGGAUCUAAUCCAUGACAAUCUUGAACAACCCGGAGAUGCCAAUGUGAUUUCACAGUUUUCAAGCGAUCUGACCUAUUAUACCAGUGAUGCUUCAGGUGAACUUGCACAGGAUUCCCAAGCUUCCUCUGCCCCACGACAAGAACCUAAGUUUCCUCUAGGAUUCGUUGAGGCUCGUUCUAGAAGUCAAAAUAUGUGGAGACGUCCGUCAGCCGACUCAGCCUCUCAUGUCCAUUCUCAGUCUUUGGACUCCAGGUCUGAUCUAUCAGAUGCUGAAUCUGAAAUCCGUAAGCUAAUUGAGGAUUUAAAAAUUGGUUCCAUGGACGUGCAGAGAAAUGCCACUGGAGAGUUGCGUCUUCUUGCUAAGCACAACAUCGAAAAUAGGAUUGUGAUUGCAAACUGUGGAGCUAUAAGUUUGUUGGUUGGUCUUCUUUAUUCAACAGACCCCAAGACCCAAGAAAAUGCCGUAACAGCCCUUCUUAACUUGUCACUUAAUGACAACAAUAAGAUUGCCAUUGGAAAUGCAAAUUCCAUUGGCCCUCUGAUUCAUGUUCUUGAGACAGGUAACGCGGAAGCAAAAGAAAACACAGCAGCAACAUUUUAUAGCCUCUCAGUAAUUGAAGAAAACAAGGUUCGGAUUGGACGUUCUGGUGCUAUUGCACCUUUGGUAGAAUUAUUAGCUAAUGGCACUCCUCGAGGAAAGAAAGAUGCUACAACAGCAUUGUUUAAUUUGUCGAUAUUUCAUGAGAAUAAAGCACGGAUUGUGCAGGCUGGAGCCGUCAAGUAUUUGGUUGAGCUGAUGGACCCAGCAGCAGGUAUGGUUGACAAGGCGGUGGCUGUUUUGUCAAACCUUGCUACCGUAGCAGAAGGGAGAACUGCCAUUGCCCAAGCUGGUGGCAUCACAGCACUCGUGGAGGUUGUUGAGUUAGGAUCUACUCGGGGAAAAGAAAAUGCCGCCGCAACUUUGCUUCAGCUAUGCAUGAACAGUAGUAGAUACUGUAGGCUCGUUCUUCAGGAAGGUGCUGUGCCCCCAUUGGUAGCAUUAUCACAAGCUGGCUCUUCACGAGCCAAAGAAAAGGCUCAAUUACUUCUAAGUUAUUUCCGGAGUCAGCGCCACGGGAAUGCUGGCAGAAGAUGAGAAUCUAUCUCUAUUUUAGUGUUGGGUCCGUAGCUACUUUUAAGUGUUUUUGAACUAAUGUCUUGGAGAGCAGAGACUAAGUGUACAGUGUUCAUUGAUGUUAUUGGUUGGUUUGGUAUAAUCACAUUUUCGUAAUUUUACACAGUUAAAGAAGAUACAUACAGAUCAUUUUGAGAGGUAAUAUUUACCUCGUCGG